Phyllostomus hastatus (greater spear-nosed bat) is the source of this 1632-nucleotide messenger RNA. It is a transcript of the gene TP53I13, whose product is annotated as tumor protein p53 inducible protein 13. The record is from RefSeq and is a predicted model, not a curated record. Lineage: Eukaryota; Metazoa; Chordata; Mammalia; Chiroptera; Phyllostomidae. The coding region runs from base 378 to 1391 and encodes 337 amino acids. The transcript has 9 exons. Gene Ontology annotation, cellular component: cytoplasm.
CCACCAGCGCACAGAGAAUGUACAGGGAGGCUCUGUUAACUCCACAGGUAGUUCCUACCAGGCCUGUCAUUCGCAGCACCGCCUGCCCAGCCCUGGGGCAGCUGUUGACUUCGAGGCUGCUGUGCUACAGGGGCAGCUCUCUGCCUGACCUCAGCUCCUGACCCUCUGUGGGGAACCUGCAGUGAACUGCACCUCCGGAAACCCUCCUAGAAGAAUUCGCUGGCUCAGACUAUCCAAACCAGCAGGUGUCACCCCCUCCAUGAUGAACCUUUUACUUUAGGCUCAAAGGCUAUUAGGGAACAUUCUGGACACAUCAUCAGUUGCGAUUGCUUCCAGAGCCCUCUUUGCUGACUUGACAAGCUACAGACUAAGUGGUGAUGGCUGAGUCGGGGGAGGAGGCGGGAGCCCGUUGUCCGGAGGGCCUGUGGCCCCUUCCCCAACAGGUGUCACCAAGAGUGACCUACACACGGAUGAGCCCACGGCAGGGUGAGGAUGUCAGCUUCCUCUACCACCCCUGUGCCCACCCCUGGCUGAAGCUCCAGCUUUCCCUCCUGGCCCACGUUUAUAUGGCCCAGCCCUCACUUGCUCCUGACUCUAGCCUCACUCAGGAUCGGCCCCUGGUAUUGGAAGCAUGGGGGGUGGUACUGGAGAUGGCAUGGGUGGAGCCUGCCUGGGUUGCCUACUGGCUGAAGAGAAGGCGGCGGAAGAAGCACAGGAAGAAGGCCCGGGCUUUGGCCUUUACCCUGCGGAGCUGGCAGCCCCUGGGCACAGAGGUGGCAUCUAGAGGGCCCAAGCAGCACUCUCCUAGUGGUGCCAGGAGGCGUGGGCUGCGGGCUGCCCUUGGUCACCAGCCCACUCCCUCAGCCCUGAGGCCCCCCUCUGCUUCCCCAUGUAACUUGGAGACCAGGCAGCCCAUGUUGGGAACCUCAGAUGAGGGAGGUAAUGCCCCAUUUGUGCCCACUGCCCCCCUGCUGCCUGGGGGGCCUGGAGGCAGUGCUAGUUCCAGGUUAGAGACUCAGGUGCUCGAAGGGCAAAGCAGCCCAGGUGGCUGUGCCUGUCCAAGCCAGGCUUUCCCGGCCCCUCGGGCAGCAGCACCUCCUCGGGCAGCCCGAGGCCCCACCCCACGCACGGAGGAGGCUGCCUGGGCGGCCAUGGCCCUGACCUUCCUGUUGGUGCUGCUCACCCUGGCCACACUCUGCACUCGGCUGCACAGAAACUUCCGACGUGGGGAGAGCAUCUACUGGGGCCCCAUAACGGACAGCCAGGACACAGUGGCUGCUGUGCUUAAGAGGAGGCUGCUGAUGCUCCCACGUCGGGUCAAACGCUCACGCCGGAGACCCCUCCUACCACCCACUCCAGACAGUGGCACGGAUGGGGACAGCUCCGACUGACCUGCCCCAGCCCUUCCACUGUGGCAGGUUCUGCUCCUCCUACCCAGGCGACGCCGCGACCUCUGCCACGUGGACCACACGCAGGGCUGCCCCCUGGUGGCCUGAUGGGGCAGUCCUGCCUAAGCAUCUGCAAAGGUUGGCCCUUAAUGUGUUUGAGGGCAGGGGUAACCAAGGGGAGAAAAAGGAGCUAUUUAGCUUCCCUUGCCAAAACUGUAUUUUUAAUUAAAUUAUUUUAGUAGAA